AUUAAUUAGAGGGGGGAGUAAUCACAAUUUUCAUUCGAUUGUGUUCCAUGAUUUGUUUGUGUACAAACGGACAAAUCUUCAUAUUCGUGAUCUACAAACGGUGUCCUACAAAACUAGCUGCAGUUUAAUUACAUAAGUUGAUUUUUAAUUUUUUUCCGUCAUCAUGAGCAAGUGUCACCUGAUGAUGAUUAAUUACUCACGGUUCUAUAAACAAAAUCCAUAUAUGCACUAACGAUGUACAACCAUGUACAGCAAUUAGUUUUUCCGUUUACAACUUCCCGCCGGUCUAACUACAUUGCGGUUAAUUCUUUCCAGUUUUCUACUCGAUUGAAUUCCGGUUGUAAUCGCAUCUCUAAUGCGUUUUUCUUAUUGCUACAGCGUGAUUUUGAAUUUCCCGCUUCUGGCAAGCAUCGGUGAUGAAAAUAAAUCUCAUUUUUAUAAACAAAAGAUUAAUUCGGGUUUAUUUUCCCGAUUAAAUUACGAAGUGGAGGGACUAUUAAUUAUGAAACAUUGAAAUUUUUGUUUUAUAUCUGGUAUUUUGUCGUCAAUGGAAAUGAAGUCUGAAGGUUUAUGUGCAUAACGUGUAUAUGGGCUCUGAAAAGCAGUCUCUAAAACUGGCAGUUAAUUGAGUUUAUCCGUUUUUGUUUAUUUAUUGUUUAUUUAUUACCGUUAAAAGUACCCUGGAGACAUAAUGAGCCCUGACUUAUGUGAAUACAGUCCGGCAUUGAGCGCUAUUGGGGAAUAAGUGAAUUGAGGUUAGGUUAACUCUGGCGGUAGGGAAACGUCAAGCAGUUUAGCUCCAAAUCUAUUCAUAUCUCCAUGUAUAUGUGUAGAAUAUUUGACAAAAUCUAGACCCCCCUAGUGGAUUUGUUUAACACCGAGGUUUCUAAAUAGAAUAGUCGUUCCAUUUUAGUAAUUGGAAGUGCUUUGAACCUGCUGAGUACAAUGGCCCUUCUAGGGGCUCAACUGGUCAUCACCCUAGUGAUGGUGAGCCUCAUACAGAAAUUGAGUCCACAUUUUUCGUUUGGAAGAUGGAUAUUAUGUUCGACGGGGCUCUUGAGGUUUUUGUAUCCAACAGACCAGCAGCUGAAGAGCUUAGCUGGUAUUCCAAAGGAAAAACCCAAGAAGGGAAGACACAUGGAGAAUGGUAAAACACCUGAGACAUUUCACAUUCCUCGAAAUCUUGAUCUCACACUCGAGACUGCCAAAGUGUCACAACUCGAUGUAGUGCACUUGAAGUAUUACUCUGAGUUUCAGUGGCUAUUGGAUUUUUCGGUGUAUGCGGCUAUUACCUAUACCUUGACUGAGGUUUAUAAUUAUUUCUAUCCAAUUACCGAUGAGAUCAAUCUCAGCAUGGUCUGGUGCUCACUGGUUAUUGGAUUUGCAUUCAAGAUGUUACUGACAUUAUGGAUUCAGUAUUUCAAGGGUGAUGAGAGUGUUGGUGAGAGAUCCACCUGCAUCGUCACAGGUUUUGUCUACCUUCUCAUAGCUAUGAUGAUUCUGAUUGUUGACGAAAAUAAACUUGAAAUUGGUCUGGAUAAGGCGUAUGUCAGUUUCAACCACAGUGCCUCAGUUUUCCUAGGAAAUCAAGGCCUCUCUUCAGCUGGGCCAGCCUCCCAAAUAGUAUUAAAAUUCUUUCUAGCAAUUUGGUGUGGACUCCUCGGAUCUCUCUUCACCUUUCCUGGUCUGAGAAUGUCCAAGAUGCACUGGGACACCAUGAAGUAUUACAAGGACAGGAAAAUUUUAAAAUUAUUAACGAAUAUUAGCUUCGUCUCACCCUUGUUUCUGGUUUGUUUGUGGAUUAAACCAAUUAGCAGGGAUUACUUCAGUAUGAGAAUAUUCUCCGGAAUGGAUAAGCCACUGAUGACCUCGGAAGCCUUUGACAGUGCGAGGCUCAUUGUGAUUAUCCUGGUAGUUGUUCUCAGAAUAUCGCUGAUGCCACUGUACCUCCAGUCCUAUCUCAAUCUGGCCGAACAAAGAUUGGAGAAUCAGAAGAGAGAAGCUGGUAGAAUAACAAAUGUUGAGUUACAAAAAAAGAUUGCUGCAGUUUUCUACUACUUGUGUGUGGUGACUCUCCAGUUUCUAGCCCCUCUAAUGAUGUGUUUAUUCUUCGCUCUGAUGUACAAAACUCUCGGUGGAUAUAGCUGGAGUGCAAUAUUGACUGAUACUCCAUCAGAUGAAUGCUCAAUUAACGAUCGCUCCCCUCAGUCACCGCUAGAUCUCUCCGACACUGACAAAACAGUUACUCAAACCGUUGAGGAAUUGCACUUGGCGUUAAGCUCGCUACGUAAAAUAUUCACAACGGAAGUGUUCAGAGGACUCUUCGGACUGGCAACGUGGUGGAGUUGCUUCACUAUUUUUGCAACGAACGCGAUGGGAAUGUUUUACCAGAGUUACUUUGCGAAUGCGUAGCUACCUCAUUAAUUCUCUCCAAUUCAAUUGAAACUAUUACGAGAAUUGCUUAGCAGAUACGACAAAAUUUCAUCCCAAAAUUAAUGAAUUCGCUAUAAAAUUGUAUUAAAUUUUUAUUGAACGUCUUGUUAGGUCUAGACUCUAUCGAAAAGUUCCACAGCUCAUUUGCAUAUUUUAUUCAAUAACGCACCCCUAUUCAAUGGAAUCUAUUAUUUACAAGAUGGUAGAAUCCGAUUCUUAAAUUUUUUUUUUGUUUCAUUAAACAAAGACAUUUUAUGGAUGCAAGAAAUGUUAAAUACAUUGAAUAAAUAUGUAAAUACCGGAAAAAUUGUGAACUUCCGUUCAAAAAUUUUAAUGUACAAACAAACAAAAUAUAAGGUGCUCUAAUUAAUAAUGUCGAUAGUGUAAAUAAUCAAAUAACAUGAGAUACAUCAUAUUAAACAAAAAUAAACAAGAAUAAUGACAGGGACAAUAAAAAUUGAGAAAUUCAUUUUGGGAAGCUGAAUAGAAUUUUCUAGCGAAUUCGUUGUUUUUUGAAGAAUGAAAUUCUUUUGAAUCUGACAGGGGGAACUUAAUACUCAAUGAUAACGCACAUUACUAGGGUGAUUGAAUUUUUUAAUUGACAAGUAUUUUUUGUGAAUGAGUGCAUCAAACUUUGCCAAAGAAAUUUUCUUCCUCUACAACUCCACUGAGGGUAUCGUGUUGAUCCCGCCACAGGCACCUUCCGGCGCAUAAAACUGCACCAGAAUGAUCAGAUAAGUUGUGAUAACUCCAAUAAACUGAAAAUAUGCAGUGUAUGAACAUUAAACAUUUGCUCUUCAUUGAGAGGUGUAAAUAAAUAUAAAUAAUUGUGUAAAAAA
Messenger RNA from Diachasmimorpha longicaudata, 3272 nucleotides. RefSeq names its product transmembrane protein 161B (gene emei). The transcript is spliced from 8 exons. The record is from RefSeq and is a predicted model, not a curated record. NCBI's taxonomy places the organism in Eukaryota, Metazoa, Arthropoda, Insecta, Hymenoptera, Braconidae. Bases 946 to 2412 code for a protein of 488 amino acids.